Saccostrea cuccullata (small rock oyster) is the source of this 4182-nucleotide messenger RNA. RefSeq lists its product as uncharacterized. NCBI's taxonomy places the organism in Eukaryota, Metazoa, Mollusca, Bivalvia, Ostreida, Ostreidae. The record is from RefSeq and is a predicted model, not a curated record. The transcript is spliced from 2 exons. The coding region runs from base 694 to 1365 and encodes 223 amino acids.
CUCAUGGCUGCAGUACACGAAUGAUUAAAAUUUUAUCGGUUGAAAAAUUAAUCUAAGCAGAAAACUAGCAUUAAGGAAGGUGAUCAAUGUUUAAAAUACAAACACAAGAAUACGAUAUUGAAUUUAAAGAAUCAUGGUCAUGAGAUACAAUUACGUAUAAUGGACCCCCGGUACUGUGCGCAAGACAUCCUCCUCUGUGACCUAUGUCAAGCAGCUGCAUUACAGAGUCAAUGUGAACAUUGUCAUGUAAAUCUCUGUAUAGUCUGCGUUGAAAAACACCUCUCUGAUCAUUCAAUAAGACACAGUAUUGUACCGUACAAACACAGAUAUUUUAAAUAAAAGUACCCAUGCAAGAUGCUUAAUCCACAUCAAAAAACAUUGUAAACUUUACUGCGAGAGUUGUGAUAUUCCAGUUUGUGCUUCCUGCAUCUCAUCUGGAAAACACAACGGGCAUGAUUUAUCAGAUGCUCAGGAAAAAUUAAGUUCUAAAACCAAGGAUAUAGAAACAGAUUUGAAAGAACUACAGGAAAGAAUCUAUCCUGCAUAUGAAAAAAUUGCAUCAGAUUUAAACUCCGAAAAAGAAGACUUGGAGACAAUUAUGAGAAACUGACAACAGCAGUAACCAAGCAAGGUGAAGACUUGCAAAAGGAAAUUAUCCUUAUUGUCAACAAACGAAAAUCAGAGAUUGGUGAGAUGAAGGCAAAACAUUUGGCUGUUCUAAAGAAAGAAGAAGAUGAAUUAAAAAAAAUUACUCUUGAUGUUCAACAGAGUAUUUGUGAUCUGAAGACAAUGCUGGAUUCUAAUAAUGUCUCCUUCAUAUCUGCACACAAAUCUAGAAAUGCCGAAUUUAAAAAGUUAUCGUCUAAAGUCAGUAUUUCAUUACCAACUUUUUCUCCUAAGAUGAUCAUUUCAGAGAAUAUUAGUGAAAUGUUUGGUUCUCUAUCGGCAUUGUCAACAACAGAAGAGCAUCAUAACAAAGUGGUUCUGGAUGAACCAAAACUCAUUACUGCUAUACAGACUGGGUAUGAUGAACUAUUUAGUGUAACUUGCUAUGGUGAAGACGAAAUCUGGACGCGUGGGAGAAACCGAAUUAUGAAACUCUAUAACCUCCAGGGUAUCCUAUUGAAGUCAGUCCAAACCAAAUCAGGCUUCAUACCACAUGACAUGUCAGUGACAAGUGCAGGAGAUCUAGUGUAUGCUGAUCAAGAUGAAAGAACUGUAAACAUAGUGGAGAAUAAAAUGAUACAUGAAACGAUCAGAUUAAAGGGAUGGCUUCCUACCAACAUCUUUAGUACCUCAUGUGGUGACCUUUUAGUUGCCAUGUAUGAUGAGAGUCUAGAGUUGUCCGUUACUCUGGUUCCAUAGAAAAACAAAUCAUUCAGUUUGAUAGUGUAGGCCAGCCUCUCUAUUCAUCUUGUCACUACAGUAAAAACAUCUGUGAGAAUAAAAACUUGGAUAUCUGUGUUGCUGACAAUGCCGCAAGUGCAGUAGUGGUGGUUAACAAGGCGGGAGAACUCCGAUUUAAAUAUACUGGUCAUAGCUCUACUUCCAAAGGAUCGUUUUAUCCAUACGGCAUCGUAACAGACAGCAAGAGUCAGAUCCUGACAUCAGACUAUAACAACAACUGUAUCCACAUCCUACAUCGGGACGGAAAGUUCCUCCGUUACAUUGAUAACUGUGAUAUUCAUCGUCCACGGGGUUUAUGUGUAGAUACGCGUGACAACCUCUUUGUGGCUGAGUGGACCCAGGGUUUGGUGAAGAAAAUCAAAUAUUUGUAAUAAUUGAACAACUACAUAUAUAACAUUUUUGAAGACGUUUUCCCAUUAUAUCACAAAUAUAUUAUUUUUAUCCAUAUGCCCUGAAAAACUUCUGAAUCAUGCCGGAUACAGUUAUGUUCCACAUGAAACAGUUACGUGCCCUCCCAAACACAGUUUUGUUUCAUUCUGCAUAUUAAAUGCGUCGGGUUCGAAAUUCACAGAGGCAGUUGCUAAAAUAACGUAAACAGUUCCGCAAAAAUUAAAAAAAGUCAAGACUACUUCUGCGAUUUGUUCAUUUGAGGAAUUUGAUUACUUAAUUGAGGAGAAAAAAUCCUAAAAUUUGUAACAAAUUUUACCAACAACAGUGUCAGCAUACUGAAAUUAUUUUUCCAUGAACGUGAUGAAACAGGACGGAAAAGAACUAUAUGCUAUAUUUUUCAGAAAGAGGACAAAAUUGAUAACAUUUCAUCAAUUUUAGCUUUUAAAUUUAUAGAGCACAAGUUUGUUCAGGAAGAAUAUUGACAAAUUUCAUUGAUAUUAUCAUUCUACACAUUAUAUCAAAAUAUUGAUCCUGAACAUACAUGCGCUCGAUGACUUUUACUCAAAAUAUCGACAAACAAUGUACAUUUUUCUGUAAAAUUCGAAAAAAAACUUAAUUUUUACGUCAUGUUUUGACGUCAUUACGUACAUAUGGCGUCAUUACUUAUGAAAAUAUUCAGUGCUUUGAAGUCAGCAUAUACUCCCCUGUUUAAGAACUUAAUUAAAUAUAUCUCCAUCAAAGUUUGAUUUGGUGGAGAAAAUAUUGGUUAUUACCGAAUAAAGUUCUUUCUGAAUAAUACUCAACAUACAUGUAAUGAUAUAUGCAUUAGUGUUCAAUAAAUAUGUUCCAUGUCGGAUUGUCGGUUGACCGAUUUGGGUUCAAUGUUUUAAAAAAAUAUAAACCAAUUAUUACAUGGCUUUAUUCUCGGGCAGCAAUACCAGAAUGUUUGCCCAUCGGUGACACUAUUUAAGCCUUCGGCAUCGGGCGACACAACACUCCAUGGCUUUCAUAUCACCUUGGGGCAAAUAUUCUGGUAUGUUGCCCUCGACACAAUGUAAUAUAUGUAUUAUACUUUACGCAUGCAAUGAAUUACAUCUAAUUUUACCCCCCAGAUUUCAUUUGAAAACUUUUUUAGAGAAAACUGUAGCUUUACUAAUAUUUUUCCUCAAAUGAAUUUGUACACUAAACAAUACCGAAAUAAUUCCUUACUCAUGAAUUUGCAAUUUCACAAACAUUUACAUUACGUAGCGAUUUUACUCCAUAGUAAAUGUAUUCUUUAAAAAAAAAACAUUUAAAACUAUGGUUGAAUAAAAAAAAUAUUCAGCAGAAAACACCGAACAGAUCGUUGAAAUUCUUAAGAGGUACUUCUUUCGACAUAGUUUUACUUUUUCAAGAACGUGUACUAGGGUUCGUGGACAAACUAAAAUUUUAAAACAAAUGGAAUUAUUGAUAUAUUAUUAGCAUAUUUAUAAUCCUUUACUAGAUGUGAAUAAAAAAAUGUGAACUUAUAUUCAAUUUCAAGUACAAAAGUAAAAUUAUGUCUUCAAUAAUAAAUAUGGGAUGGUGUCCCGGAGCACAGCAAAAAAAAAUAAAAAUAAAUAAAUAGUUGUUUAUUAAUCUAUAAUUUUUUUUUGCAUUUUGUAACAUUCCGCGGAUAUUAAGAUUGUUUUUUUUAUAUUGUGAAAUUGACAAAGGAUAAAACGACAAAGCUGCAAACUUUUUAAUAUCCGGUUUAUAGAAAUGACUGAGAAAUUGAGUUUAAAAUCUAUUGAGACACGAUCGACAUUGUUCGAAAAAGUGACGCUUUUUGAAAAGGUGGACCAGUGAACAGUGAUAAAAUUUUGAGUUUAGAUCGGUACAAACACCAACAGAGACCCAUAACUGCUUUCAAUAGGCGGGAACAUAUAAUAAAAGAAACAGCUGACUCUAGAAUUGAAGUGGAAUAUUUAAUUUUUGAACGGAAGGAACAGUUAACAAGAUGACAUGCGUGAAGGAAUACCAUCAAUUCGACAUUACAGUGCUGUAAAAAUGUAUUUCGUAGCAUGACUUUUUCAUAUUUCCUUAAAUAAAGUCUUUUUUCGCGGACAAAAUUUUAAUGAUUUGCAGGAUCUGAAACAGGAAGUAUUAAAUGUUAUUUUACAUACAAAAUCCGAACAGUUUGUACACAAUUUUGAAGACUGUUUUAACGACAUAAGAAAUGCAUUGGGUUAAACGGUGAUUGUGUUGAGAAACGUUACAUGCAUUGUUACGCUUUUGACGUUUAGUAACAUCAAGGAUUUUCGUUAAGUACUCCGGGUAUGGUUCUUGAAAAGAAAAUAUUUAAAGUUUGUUCCUAUUUGUUUUUAAUAUUAAAUUAUUUGCUUAAUAUAUAGAUUUUGAUUAAGA